Colossoma macropomum (tambaqui) is the source of this 764-nucleotide messenger RNA. It is a transcript of the gene ascl1a, whose product is annotated as achaete-scute family bHLH transcription factor 1a. Lineage: Eukaryota; Metazoa; Chordata; Actinopteri; Characiformes; Serrasalmidae. The record is from RefSeq and is a predicted model, not a curated record. Gene Ontology annotation, cellular component: RNA polymerase II transcription regulator complex. Gene Ontology annotation, molecular function: protein dimerization activity; RNA polymerase II transcription regulatory region sequence-specific DNA binding; DNA-binding transcription factor activity, RNA polymerase II-specific. Gene Ontology annotation, biological process: sensory organ development; neuron differentiation; regulation of neurogenesis. The coding region runs from base 156 to 764 and encodes 202 amino acids. The transcript has a single exon.
CGCGCGACACACGGAGAGCGCGUAGAGCCGCGCGCGAACGCCACGAGCACGACGCCCUCCGGAGAGAAACAAGCAGAAGAGAAGGACGCUACUCUUGUUGUUAUUGAUUUCGCUGUUGUCGCCGCACCGCGCGCCCUCUUGACGUUCCUCGCGCGAUGGACGUGACGGCGACGAUGGAAAUAAGCGCGAGCCAGCAGCAGCAUCACCAACACCACCAUCACCCUCCUCCUGCUCAUCAGCAGCAGCUCGCGCCGCCCGCGUGCUUCUUUGCCGUGCAGGCGGGCACGAGCGGUGCGCCCGCGGCGACGGCUGGUGCCCACGCCAAGCGGGCGCGCGCCUCCUCGCCCGAGCUGCUGCGCUGCAAGCGGCGCCUGAGCUUCGCGGGCUUCGGCUACAGCCCGCCGCAGCAGCAGCCGCACGCCGUGGCGCGGCGCAACGAGCGCGAGCGCAACCGAGUCAAGCUGGUGAACAGCGGCUUUGCCACGCUGCGCGAGCACGUGCCGCACGGCGCCGCCAACAAGAAGAUGAGCAAGGUGGAGACGCUGCGCUCGGCCGUCGAGUACAUCCGCGCGCUGCAGCAGCUGCUCGACGAGCACGACGCCGUCAGCGCGGCUUUCCGCUCGGGCGCGCUGGCGCACGGCCACGCCGCCGACCUCAACUCCAUGGCCGGCUCGCCGGUGUCCUCCUACUCGUCGGACGAGGGCUCGUGCGACCCGCUCAGCCCCGAGGAGCAGGAGCUCUUGGACUUCGCCAGCUGGUUCUGA